AGUAAAGGGGAGUGCAGCAGAGAGGUGAAGAAGAGCAUGCAGGCAGGGUGGAGUGGGUGGAGAAGAGUAUCAGGAACAAUUUGCGACAGAAGGGUACCAGCAAGGGUGAAAGGGUAGGUUUAUAAGAUGGUUGUGAGACCAGCUAUGUUAUAUGGUUUGAAGACAGUGGCACUGAUGAAAAGACAGGAGGCCAAGCUGGAGGUGGCAGAGUUGAAGAUGCUAAGAUUUUUGUUGGGAGUCACUAAGGAGGACAGGAUUAGGAACGAUUAUAUUAGAGGGACAGCUCAGGUUGGAUGGUUUGGAGACAAAGCAAGAGAGGCAAGAUGGAGAUGGUUUGGAUAUGUGCGCAGAGAGAUGCUGGGUGUAUUGGGAGAAGGAUGCUGAUUAUGGAGCUGCCAGGGAAGAGGAAAAGAGGAGGUUUAUGGCUGUGGUGAGAGAGGACAUGCAGGUGGCUGGUGUGACAGAGGAGCAUGCAGAGGAAAGGAAGAGAUGGAAACGGAUGAUCCGCUGUGGCGACCCCUAACAGGAGCAGCCGAAAGUAAAGGACGACUCAAAGACGUACAUGAACGCAGACCCAAACUGUCUACUCUUAAUUCCACCUCCUCUGUGAAAAAGUGGAUACCCAGCAUCAAAAGUGAGAUAGAGUAUUACUUGCAGCAGUCCCAACUUUCUCACUACCCGGAGAGGAAAAUAGUAGAGUUCCAGAUGUGCAUCGAGGCCCUGGAGAAAGAGUACAAACGUUUCAUCACCAAGCUACGAGUUCUUGACCCCUCCUGUAAAGAUAAACCAUGGACUCCCCGAGCAUACGUGAAGAGAAGGGCAGACAUUCAGGACUCUCCAAAUACUGUAAUGAAACUGAGGUGUUGUGGGUCACCAGACCGCAGGGGUCUACUGCGUGAAGGUGAAAAUGCCUUGACGAGGAAAGCAACUGAAGGUGGUGAAACCUCAGCCGAUGCCACUCGGCCACAUCUCAGCCAAUCAGAGGGCAAAUGCUCAACUUCUGUCCCCGCCAGUGUCGGUCCAAAAUCUUCAGAGCGGACGUGUUUGGAUCAGGAUCAGCCCCUCUCGUUUGAUCGUACCCGGCUGGCGGUGGCGGCGGCUGGGUUAAGAGACGCAGUACUUCAACCAGGCUCUUCGCACACACGCAGCCUAGCCAGGGUGCUGCAGUCUGGCCUGCCUAAUCUUUGUAGUUCCCCUCUAGGACAAAGUCUUGCUACUCAGAGGACAGAUGCCGCAGGGGCUGAAGGGAAGAAGAUGGUGAUGGAGUCCGUCACAGGAAAAACUGGUGCAGUCGAAAGACAUAAGCCCAGCUUUGAGCCUAAGCCAGAAAUGGCAGAGGUGAUGCCAGGAAAGUCCCACAACACCGGGACAACAAGAGACAAGACAAGGCAUGUCCUGGGACUCGACUGUUAUUCCUCCUCAGAUGAGGGCUCAGACACAUGAACUUUCUAACUAACAGAAUGGGGCUGUUCUUGCUCUUACUUCAUAGGCAUUUGAAAUCUGAAUGAGUUUGCCCCAGAUGAUGAGUUGUUUAGCUGGUAGAUGACGAAAUAGAAAAGACCUGUAAAGGGAAGUUUUUUUAAUGGUUGCGUCGCGGUCAAAAAAAGAAAAAAAAACCUAAUUUUUAAGCAUUAUUUUGCUUUGCUCACUGUCGCGUAAUCAAUCAUCGAUACCACAGUUCGCUCCGUUAGCACGAUUUGUGAACGAUGCACAAACCAAUGGAGACGAUGCAUACCGUUUCAAUGACUCACCCUCAGACUUUUUCCCUGGGUAUACUUACUAGAGUGACAACUCAGCCCACAACCAGGUUAGACCCCCGCACACACACACACCCCUCCCCCCACCUCAUGCUGUGCCGUCAGGAGGGCUGCUUUCAUUGUGACAAUUCUGAGAAACGGGCUCAGCACCUUGUAGCACGCCAGCACACUGCCGUCUAUGGUUAAGUUUGACGUGGAUGCUGUCUCACCUAACUGUCUGCACAGUGCACGGUGGGAGCCUCUAUAUGUCACUGCAGGGACCUGAGGAAAUGAAACUUAAGCCUGUGACGAUGGACCACGCCAGGGUGUAAGACCUGCACAUUCGUCACAGAUGUACUCUUAUUUAAUUUUUUUUUAGAGGAUAAAUAUUAGUUUAAUUUGAAAUAAAUACCAUUGCUUUAUAUUUCAGAACAAGCUUUUUUGCAUUAAA
Lampris incognitus (smalleye Pacific opah) is the source of this 2187-nucleotide messenger RNA. RefSeq lists its product as uncharacterized. The coding region runs from base 490 to 1443 and encodes 317 amino acids. NCBI's taxonomy places the organism in Eukaryota, Metazoa, Chordata, Actinopteri, Lampriformes, Lampridae. The transcript has 5 exons. The record is from RefSeq and is a predicted model, not a curated record.